AUGCAGCUCCAGCUUCCGUAUCGUGAUUUGUUCUCGAGUCCAUCUAUACAGGUUUCUCUAUGUCAAGAUCCUCUGAAACACCUGGGUGUCCAUUCGAUUGAAUACCCAUGUUGGUCAGGCUGUUCAAUAUGCGGUCCCGGUAGUCCUGGGGUGACUCGGACCGAGAAAAUACUCCCUUCCGUUGUCACGAGCCACCGAGAGGAAAGCUCAGACCCUCCCUUAGACAAUAAUACCAAAGUAUGCAUUAUCGGGGCCGGAAUUGCAGGUCUGUAUAUCGCGCUGGUUUUGCAAGAUCUCGAGAUCCCAAAUCUUUCCUGGGAUAUCCUCGAGGCCAACCGGGAUCGCAUUGGCGGCCGCAUUUAUACCCAUCGCUUCUCUGAAGCUCACAAUGACUACUAUGACGUGGGUGCAAUGCGGUUUCCGGAUAUACCCAUCAUGUCUCGGGUAUUUGAUCUCUUUCGCCGAAUGGAAGUGCCGUUGAAGGAAUUCCAUAUGCGAGAGAGAAACACGAGCACGAAGAGCUAUGAUAUCUCCAAGACCGAAGAUAGCACAUCUGCCAAUCUUCUCAGUCGGUCUUUCGGUCCGUAUAAAAAGGUCAUGCAAAAGGACUUUGUGCAGGGGUUUCAACUCCUGAUGCAAGCCGAUGCAAUGAGCACCCGCGAAUACCUCCGAGGCAGCCACAAGUCAGACUUCACGACAAUCCAGUCAGCCGAGAGUGACACGACCGGCACGGGCAUGUUUGACCAAGCUUUUUCAGAGAGCGUCAUAGACUCUUUUGAUCUCGAUCAACCCGCGACAGGGCCAGGGGAUAGUGGGCAAAGCAUGAAAUGGUAUUCUGUGGACGGCGGCUCUUCGGUGGUGAUUGAGCGAAUGUGCCAUCAAAUCAACAGGAACAGCACUAUCGAGCUAGGGAAGCAAGUUCGUCGCAUUGCCAUCAACAGUAGCGCCGAACUUUCGGUAUCGUGUGCGGGCGAGGAAAAAGCUCGCGAUGGGUACGCCACGGUGUUCAGCACUACCCCACUGGCAUGUCUGCAGCGCAUUGACACUGGGUCACUCCAACUUGAUCCUAUUCAAGAGGAAGCUAUCCGGUGUUUGCGGUAUGAAGACUCUACUAAGGUGGGUAUCAAGUUUGCAUACCCAUGGUGGAUCGUAGAGUGCGGGCUUCGAGGGGGCGGUAGUGCCUCGUCAACCCUCCCCUCACGGACCUGCGUCUACCCAUCACAUAUCGACGAGGAAAGCUGGGACCAGCCAGCCGUGUUGCUGGCGUCGUAUACCUGGGGCCAAGAUGCCACUCGCAUGGGGGCUCUGAUCAACCCGUCCUCUGCCAACUCUGAUGGGGGAGAGGACGGGGAGAAUGAUCUGCUGGAUCUUGUCCUCCGCGAUCUCGCCCAACAACAUCAACAGCAUGGAAUCACGUAUGAAAAGCUGCAAAACUUAUACCGGGAUCAUCACGCCUUCUGCUGGGGCAAUUCGCGCUUUUCAUCGGGGGCCUUUGCGCUCUUUGGCCCGGGGCAAUUCACCAAUCUCUAUCCUGCCUUGUCUCUCCCGGCAGCCGAUGGCAAGUUCCAUAUUGUAGGGGAGGCCGCCAGUGUCCAUCAUGGGUGGGUGGUUGGCUCGUUGAACAGUGCAUAUGCGGCGGUCUAUCGAUUCUUGCUUCGAUAUGGACAGCAACGGGCCAUCCAAAAGCUGAAGAAUAACUGGGGGAGCGUGCAUGAGUUAGAUCUCGCGGGUGUUGCUCGUCUUGAUGAGUUGAUGUGA
Messenger RNA from Penicillium robsamsonii, 1758 nucleotides. Its product is annotated as flavin monoamine oxidase family protein. Lineage: Eukaryota; Fungi; Ascomycota; Eurotiomycetes; Eurotiales; Aspergillaceae. The record is from RefSeq and is a predicted model, not a curated record. Gene Ontology annotation, biological process: amino acid catabolic process. Gene Ontology annotation, molecular function: L-amino-acid oxidase activity; polyamine oxidase activity. The coding region runs from base 1 to 1758 and encodes 585 amino acids. The transcript has a single exon.